AUGGCAAGGCUUUCUUGGGCUUCCAUUGCCUUAAUCCUUAUCCUUGCCAUUUCAUUUGCUGUUGAAGUCUCAUAUGCUGGCGGAGAGGGAUCAGUCACCAUAGAACAAUGUCCGCCGGCGUGCGACUACCGAUGCUCGGCAACCUCACACCAGAAGCCAUGCCUGCUGUACUGCAAUAUGUGUUGCAAGAAAUGCUUGUGUGUUCCUUCGGGCACCUAUGGACACAAGGAAGAAUGUCCCUGCUACAAUAAUUGGAAGACUAAGGAGGGCAAGCCCAAGUGUCCUUGA
Molecule: messenger RNA, 288 nt
Organism: Tripterygium wilfordii
Lineage: Eukaryota; Viridiplantae; Streptophyta; Magnoliopsida; Celastrales; Celastraceae
Product: gibberellin-regulated protein 12-like
Exons: 3
Coding region: 1-288 (95 amino acids)
Source: RefSeq, a predicted model, not a curated record